AUGUCGAAAUGGCAGCAGCUUGAGCGGCAACGUAAGCGCUUCUUCUCCCUUAUCCGCGCCUACUUCCCUCUAUGGGCUGAACGCAACCAGCAAGUUCCUACGGAGGAGGCCCCGCAUCCGUCGAGUGGCAUCUUAUCCACCGACCACGGAGGACUGAUCUCACCGCAGAACGGGCGCUCAGUAAAUCUCAGACAGGAGACGCAAACGGACGAUCUUGACAACCGUCGGAAACUUCGGCGGGUCGGGCGCGGACUUGAACAAUCGUUGUAA
Molecule: messenger RNA, 270 nt
Organism: Pyricularia grisea
Lineage: Eukaryota; Fungi; Ascomycota; Sordariomycetes; Magnaporthales; Pyriculariaceae
Exons: 2
Coding region: 1-270 (89 amino acids)
Source: RefSeq, a predicted model, not a curated record